Molecule: messenger RNA, 1110 nt
Organism: Durusdinium trenchii
Lineage: Eukaryota; Dinophyceae; Suessiales; Symbiodiniaceae
Source: the annotation of a GenBank genome assembly
AUGCUGCGUGUGGUGAGCCUUUGUGGAGCUCUUUGCAUUUUGGCCAGCAUCCUUCAAGGUUGUGGCGAUGAGGUCCCCGAUCCAGCAUGCUCCAGCUACAGCAAAGGCGGAGCUGGAGCUGUCACCGACGCAACGACCUGUGACACCGCUUGUGACAAGGGCGAGGGCAUCCAGACCACGAACUACGGUGAUCAUGAGUUCUAUGGCACCUCGGGUUUGGAUCUUCCUGCCAAAGGCUUCACAGCCGCGGUGCCGGUACACGAGCAGGUUUGGCGCUUCGUGCUGGCGCCGGUCCUUUGCGAUGUGGACGUUGCCAUGGAGGAAGAGGAGUUGGUGGAAUUACUGCCGCCUGAGUUCACCAGAGGGGUUGUCCUAAUGGACUUUCAAUGUGCUGUUGUGCCAAAGGCCCUUUGCGGCGAGUUGCUGAAGCUCCUGGGCCCUCUGAGCGAAGACUUGAAGCACCUCAAGCGGGUGAGGCCAGAAGGAACAGAUUUGGCUGUGCUCCUGACAGAGACGCCUCGAGAAGAUGUCUUGCAGUUCUUGCAAAACCGAGAGAUUACGGCUGCCACCGUGCAAGUUCCGCGUUUUUGCCCUUUGACUGCUUCGCAGAUGGAGAGCUUCUCGAGGUAUUGGCCGGUGAAGAAAUUCGUCCCAUCCUUUCAGCCUUUAAAGCUCACCCAGGACCUGAAGGCCCACUUCGGGCAUCUCCGGCGCUUGGCCGAGGACGCUGGUGGCGACGCCGGUGGCUGUGCGAUGGCAGAUGCUAGUGGCCGCUUGUUGGUUGCGUGUGCGGCGUCCAAUGGGGUGCUCCAACAUCCAGCCAUGGUGGCCAUUGCCACAGUGGCAGAGGAUGCACGCAAAAGGUAUGCGGCACAGGGAAAACGCUCGAGAGAAGAGGAAGAUUAUCUUUGCCAAGAUUGCGAUGUGGUGCUUACACAUGAGCCGUGCAUCAUGUGUGCCAUGGCUUUGAUACACUCGAGGGUGCGAAGGAUUGCAUUUUGCAAUGAGAACACUGACUUCGGUGGUUUUGGAGGCCGAAUUGCCCUCGAACAAUGUCCGAACCUGAAUCAUCAUCCACGCAUCCUUCGCUGGAAAAUUACUAUCCAAUAA